AUGCCUGCUUCUCUGGACUCUUCCCGGCCCAUCAUGGCCCCUUCUGUAAGUAAUGACCGCUCGGAUCUUCUCUUUUUUCAUCCUCUCCUUUGUCCAUCCACUUGGCUUGGAGCCCCCCUGGUCAAGUUCCGUACAGGACCGUCUAGUUCCGUCUCUAGUCUCGCCUGUUCUGCCGUCCGUCUGCCCACUUCGAUGGAUGAUCGGUGCUGGCUGGAGAAUGCAAGAGACGAAACCGAAACCACUGAAAUGUGA
Messenger RNA from Fusarium venenatum, 252 nucleotides. RefSeq lists its product as uncharacterized. Lineage: Eukaryota; Fungi; Ascomycota; Sordariomycetes; Hypocreales; Nectriaceae. The record is from RefSeq and is a predicted model, not a curated record.